This is a messenger RNA of Dromaius novaehollandiae (emu), 8013 nucleotides long. RefSeq names its product glycerol-3-phosphate acyltransferase 3-like. Gene Ontology annotation, cellular component: endoplasmic reticulum. The record is from RefSeq and is a predicted model, not a curated record. Gene Ontology annotation, molecular function: glycerol-3-phosphate O-acyltransferase activity. Lineage: Eukaryota; Metazoa; Chordata; Aves; Casuariiformes; Dromaiidae. Gene Ontology annotation, biological process: triglyceride biosynthetic process. Bases 6148 to 7233 code for a protein of 361 amino acids. The transcript has 11 exons.
UUGAGUUAAAAGGUAUGUGUUUACUACAGGGCAUUUUAAUAAAUAAUCUGAGUGUUUGAUAUAGAUGCCAUAAAAGUCAGCAGAAAGACUUCCGUGAACUUGGGGAGUCUCGAAUGUGUUUUUUAUAGCUUUUACUGAUGUUGUAGCUCCUUCGAAUGGUGCAUUCAAUGAUACCUAGUUAUGUGAUGGGCUGUAAUCUAGCACUAACUUGAGGUAGUCUUCUGUUAAAAUAGAGAUUCCAUGAUAUGGUGCUUAUAGUUCAAGUUGGUAAGAAUGCUUCACAGUAUACUUGUUAACACAUCUCAAUAAAAGGAUAUAUGAGGUUGUAAGUAACAAGAAAAUGUAUUUUAGAAGUACCUAAGUUUUAAUUUUUUUUUUGAACUAUUUUAAUUAUAAAGUACUAGUGAAUACUGUUCUAGGAAAGAAUACUAACUGCUUAUGUGUGUUUCCUCCGUUUAUAAAUCUGGGUGAUACGGCAGAUUGUGAUAAGUUCUGUUGUACAAGACUUGAGGAAUCCAUACUAUCUUCUAAAAGUGUAAUAUUUUCUAGAGAUGAAUACAUAGGUUGUGGUUAAGAUCCUGAUUCUGCUGAUAUUAUUGGUGAUAUUAGUGGGCUUUAAUAAGCCAGGAUUGCAUUUAUUUUUAAAGUCUGACGUUUCAUAUCUGUCAGUGGCCAAAAGUAGGUACUGUGAUUUCAUUGUGUUGAACAGAGAAAUAUUUCACCUUUCCAGUAGAUGAAUUCUGUCUUUUUGGCACAGAACCGCUUUUUAUGACUAUACCGUGGCAGAAAAUGUAUUGUUACUAUUACUAUUAUUAUUAAACUACUGGAGCCAUCUAGCUGUGCAGUAGAAAAUAACCCUAACAAUGUGAUACAGCUUAUAGUAGGUCCGUCUUACCUCCCCAAUUCUGUCUUGUCUGUAGUUGUCUGAUGUGUCCCCUCUUCCCCCCCUACCGAUUAAAAUCUCUUGGGCAGAGACUGUCUACGGCUGUUUGUACAUCGUCUAGCACAGUGGCACUUGAGUCAUGAUUGUAAACUUUAAGGGUUGCAUGUAUUUCCAGAUAUUCCUAUCAGUGGGAAUUGACUAGCUAUAAGUAAUGUUGAAUAUAAGCAACUAUAAGUAAUGCUGGCUUUUAUAUGCGGUUGUUUUGUUACCAGCCAGCAGCAUGCUAAUUAAAUUCUUACUGGUAACCUGAAUAAGAAACUUGUGGCACUCCUAUGUGCAAUUGGUUUCAUCAGGCUCUCGCAUCAAACGUAAACCUGAGGAGCUCAUUGGACAGCUUUGCUGUUGCAGUUGGCAGGUAUUACAGUAAUUUUUGUAGUUUCUUCUUAUGUGUUUCCCUUUUUGAAAGGAAAUUUGACCCAUUGAGUGGGCAUUUACUAUUGAAAGGCAAUUCUCUUGAAAAGCAUGUUAAGAGUUUCUGUUACCAUCCACAGUUUUCUUAGCAGGUUACAAGCAGGAUGAUCUUGUGCUCCCAGCGUGGAGGAGUAAUUUAUUAAAAUAUGUGUAUGUAAGCAAAUUAGUUGUUCUGAGAUCAGAUACAACCUUAUAUGCAUAGUUACUCAAUUUGCAGCAGCUAAUAAAGGAAAGAGCAGAACAUAAUGUGCUGUAGUUCUGGUUGGUUCCAUGUACGCAUUCUUUUUUUUGUUUUGUUUUUCAGUUGAAAGUUAUUCUCUAACUGUCCUGAAGGCAAAAAAAGUUUUCUGUUUUCAUGUUCUGAUUCUUUGCAGUUGUCUUCUUCAAGGUAUUGUUCAAAGUGCUUCUCACUAUGACACAAGAGUGGCUAAGAGAGAUCUUGGCAGGGGAAAGAAGGGAGGGAGUGUUAGGUCUCAUUUGCUUUGGCAGUGGAUCACUUUAUUCUUCCGACGUAAGGAUAGUUAGUACUGGGGAAUGCUGGGUUAUAGCUUGUGCAUCCAGUUGCUGGGCUUCUUGUGGAAGUCCUGGGGCUGAUGAAAGAGGCUAUUGCUGAAAGCACUGCUUGAGAUGCAGUUUGCUUUAAGCAGGUUUAUAUGCUUAUAUGCACCCUUUGUUCAAACACCGUCACUUGACAUUGAUGGUCUGGCCAAGUGUCAGCUUGUUUCUGGCUGCGAUGCUGUCUGGUUGCCUGAGGUCUCGCUAAUUAGGAAUGGCACAAAGACUGGUUCCUGUGGUUCCUAGCCUGAAUGGUGAAAUAUGAUGCCUCGCUGGCCAGCUAUUCUAAAAAAGUAAUAGCAGACGCUUACUCACGUAUCUGUGUAAUACUGACUAUAUCUCAGGAAUGUCAGUGCUCUGGGAAGUACUUAACAAGUAGCUGAUACUUUGCCCAGGAAAAAAACCUAUUGAAAUCAUGACUGGAUUCUCUGUUGUCUUGCAUUUGAUUUAGUCCCUUAUGUAGUUUAGAAAAAUGAGUAGAAAAUGAGGCCAUUCUGAUCUGAGAACACUUUAUAUUUGCUUCCCACAGCUUUAAGUGACCACACAAAUUGGGAGGCAGGGGGAAAACAUGUCUUAUUUUCCUUCAUGUUUUGUCAAAUUGAGAAAAACAAAAGAGUAGAUAUUAAAAUCAAGGAUUUUAUGGUCAAACAGUAUUUCUUUGAAAGAUGUGUUUGCAAAGAAAGGAUAUCUUUAGCCCUUAUGAAUUUUCUGGGAGCUCCAGGUCUUUUCAGAUCAGGUUCCAGUUAGCAGAUCUGUUCUUGAGCAAUGAAUAAUGGUGGCACAUGAUGAGACACCUCAUUUCUUCACCUCCGCAGUGUUCUAGCACUGAGAACAGUAACUGGAACAAAUGAGCAAGAUGGAAUCUGCGUAUGGCAAGACCUGAGUUUGUAUCCUGUGCCUCUCCUCCAGUGAGCAACCUAGAUGUUUAUUUCUUCAAACAAAACAAGCUAUUUUCUCAAAACAGGACUCAAGGCUUGAAAAUCUGCUUUUUUUUUUUGAGGGCGGAUAGAUGGUAUAAUAAUAAGAGCCCUAAGAGAUUAGCUUCAUGAGUUUCUAUUAUACAGCUGCUAGUACUUACUAUUAUUACAUGUCAUUUGUCCUUAAAAAAAUAUUUUUGAACAUGUUAAAAAUGAAUUUGGUUUGGAUACGCUUAUCCCUGCCAAUAAGCUUGUAAGCUUUCAUUUGUGAAAUAGCAUCUGUUAGAGUUGCUUGUCUGUAAUGGGUUUAUGGUGGAAAAAACAACACCAGCAAAGCUAAGAUAGCAACAUUCCCCCAGCCCUUAAGCGUUGUUUGGCACCUGCAAAAGAAAAUGCAUUUGUUAGUAUGAAAUAAAUACUGUGCCUUCAAAGUCCUGUGGGAAGUUAGGUGAGCGUGCUUUGCAGCUGUAGCCCCAUUUCCGAAGAAUCUCGUUUGGAAGUUUGUAAGAUCCGAACUUCCUUGCGUAGUUGGAAUAUUAAUGCUUCCUGAGAAGCAGUCCUGUAUAGGGAAAGCAUCAGCCAGCUGAUGUUAUGGAUACUUCUUUGAACUGAUGCAUGGUAGAUUUGCCUAGGUCCAAAAAUGGACUCAAGAGCAGAAUAAAAGCAGCACUGCCGUUACCAGUUCAUCUUAUUAGAAUCUCAGCUAAUGUUUUGACAGAAAUUACAUUGACAUAGAGUAUUUUCUGGGGACCUCCCCUGUAAAACUCUUGAAGUCUGAUGCCCUACUCCUGGUCUGGAGAGUAAAUCCUAAGAAAAUUUUCAGCCUCCCAGGUGGCCCAGUCAACACUGCUUCAUCCAACUGCAGAGGCUGUCUCAGGCUGCUCUUACGCACGCACGACUGACCUUGCUUCUGGACAGCAGCUAGUGGGCAAUGUUGGACCUUUUCCAGCUCUGUCCUGUUUUGCUAGAGGGCUGAGAACCCAAAAAGUCCCACAGGAGUUUCAGGAAGGCUUGCAGUAACUGUGUCUUCAACGGAGAAAUGGCUUGCUUGUGCGUUGGGGUAGCUACUGUGUUGUAAACUCCCAUCGGAGUAUGGGCAGAUGCUGUGAACACUUAGGUGAAUAGCAAUAGCUCUCUGCUAUGCUUUUAAGUACGCAGUUAUUCUGAAUGAGCUGCGGCAACACAGAACAAAGAAAUGAUACUUUUGCUUUCACUCCAGACAAAUGACUGGAACCCUACUGAACUGAUUUAUCUGCCCUCAGAUGGGCAGCCAGGAGACUUCUGAAUACUUUCCACCGUUUGAACACGGAGAGUUAGAGCUUGCACAUCCUCUUCAGCCCUGCGUAGGGGUAUAACACACAGAUCAUUUGCUCUAGGUUCUUGGCUGGGACAUGAAAGGUGCGAUGGAGCUAGGCAGAAAGGGCUGUUAGAUGAAAAAUUUGUGAGGGCUUGAUCUUCGAGUGUUGUUUUGGCUUGCAGUAAAAACCCACUGACCUUCCCUUUGUAGUUGCAUCAGAAGAUUUUACAUGGAGUAAUUGCUGCAAAACAAGCAACGUGCCUUUGUUACCCGUGAGACCUGGGCCAAGAAGGGGUUUGAAAAUAGCCUGUGUAAUGAGGGAUUUGAAAAAGCUUUUAGGAGAACAUGGGAAAAGAGAUAGCCAAACGUUGGAAGAGACAAAAGUAAAUGAUGACAUAGUAAAGGAGAAUGGGUUACUGAACAACACAUCAAGCUGCACUUGAGAAAGAAAAGGAGUGGAAAAAAACCCACCGAAACAGUAGAAAUGAGAUUUUAGAAAGUGAACGUUCCGUUUUGUAUAGCUCUUUUAAUGUACUAUGAAGAGAAUAAUUAGUGUAAUGAAGUAUUGUGCAUGCUUAUUUUGUUCAGAAUGUAAUUUUGGGGAACUUCAAUUAAUCGGGCUGUUGGAGUUAAACUAUCAAGUUUUCGGUAUUCAAGCUGGGAUUACCUGAGGGAUGUUUAGAUGCCUUGCGUCCUCAUCCUUCAGAAAUGGGAGGGAGGAAAGCACCGUACCUGAGGUCUCGUUAUUCAAUCAGCAAACUUAGGAAUGAAGUUGCUCCAAUUAACACUUAAAUUCUGCAUGAGUUGCAACAUCGGUGAUGUUGUAAGCUAUUUAAAACACCCUUUCAUUAGUGUUGCAACAAAGACAAGUGUGAUUGCUCUGUCUCAAUACUGUGCAAAACAAAGGCAAUCACAAAGCCUUGCUUAGUGUUUCAAAAACAGAUUAAAUGUAAGGAUGUCACCAAAUGCAUAAGAAGGUAAAAACUACUCCACUGGGUCGAUCCAAAGUUUGACCUAGACCAAUAGCCUGCUUUGGAGAGGAGUCAACUCAAAUGCUUAGUGAAAAGUCAUUCCAGAAUGCCUCUAAUUUCAGUGACAGUAUUUUGUAUCGUUUGCCUGAAGCUGACUAGGGAAGAGAGAGUUCUGCACCCGUGGACCUCAUAGACUCUCUCAGAUAGCUCAGUAAUCCAGCUUAAAACAAAAACCUGCAUGAGUCCUGAAAAUAAGUUUGGACCAAAAAAUUUUUCAUGACAGUGGCAAAGGGUAAUCAAUAUAACAAAGGAAACUGGAGGUGUGCAUGACAGCCUUACAACUGAAUUUGAAAAAUCAAUGAAAACCUAAGCCCUGGCUUCAGUAAGAAAGGCUCAGACAAUUCACAGAGGGAUUUUACAGAAUACCUGGCAAUGACAAAAUAAAAACCAUCAACAUUUACUUUUCUUGUUUUGGGAACAGUGGGCCACGCUGCAGAUUGAGAAGGGAGUAAAAAAGCAGAAGGCGCUGGCACUUGAAAAUUUAAUCUCCAAUGGUAAGAUCUUUGUAUGAAGGUGACGUGGCAGUAUUCAUCUGGUCUGGUAAAAUGGCAACUAUUUUAAUAUUUUACCUAGGAAAGAGAGAACAGAAACAUAAAUUGCAUCUGAUGUUAAGUAAGAAAACUAGAAUGGUCAAAAUGAAGUUCAAUGAGCAAACCAAUAAAAGAGACUGAGUAUGUUAUAAGCAAAAUGCCUGUUGGUGAAUCUUCUGAGUAACAGGCAUUAGAGAGAGCAGUGUGGGAAGAGAAGGACAUUGCUGAUAAGUGUUUGGGAAGCUUGUACUUUCUGACUCCAUCAGUUUUCUCUCUUCAGAGAAUUAGGAGGAGGAAUGGCUAUUUUUUGCACCUGAUACUUCUCUUUACGGGUCCUCUGUUCUUCUCAUAACUCCUGGUAUGCAAAAAGACUGAAUCUUAAGUAAAGUAGUUGCAUCAGCCCUUGGAUCACCGUUACAGUUCGAACUCUUCUCUAGGGAUCAUCCGGAGGGAGGAAACCUCCAUGGAAGAGGAGAUUGCUGGCCAGCGACAAGGAGGCUUCAACCUUGCUGAUAUUUUAUAUUUCUCCAAGAAGGGAUUUGAGGCUGUUGCAGAUGAUGAAGUCACCCGGCGGUUCUCCUCUGAGGAGCUGGUCUCCUGGAACCUCCUUAGCAGAACUAAUGUCAACUUUCACUAUGUCAGCUGGCAACUGACCUUUGUGUGGAUCAUUGGGAUCCUAAUCCGGUACUGUCUCCUGCUGCCUCUUCGCAUCAGCUUGGCUUCUUUCAAUAUCCUCCUCUUGGUUUCAGCAACCACGGUUAUAGGACAGUUUCCAAAUGGCAGGGUUAAAUGCUGGCUGAGCAACCAGGUCCAGAUGACAUGUGCUGCAUUAGGGGUCCGAUCUCUGAGUGGUGCUGUGCAUUUCCAUAACAGGGAAAACAGACCGCAGAAAGGAGGCAUCUGCGUAGCCAACCACACAUCUCCAUUAGAUGUUCUAAUCCUGGCUAGUGAUGGAUGCUAUUCUUUGGUUGGCCAGGCACACGGAGGGUUGCUGGGACUUAUUCAGAAAUCUUGCAUGAAAACCACUCAGCAUGUUUUGUUUGAACGUUCAGAAAUGAAAGACCGUCACCUGGUGAGAAAAAAAAUUAGAGAACACAUUGCAGAUAAGACCAAAUUACCCAUUUUAAUUUUUCCAGAAGGUACCUGCAUAAACAACACUUCAGUAAUGAUGUUUAAGAAGGGAAGCUUUGAGGUGGGAGGGACUAUCCAUCCAGUAGCAAUCAAGUAUGACCCUCGCUUUGGAGAUCCAUUCUGGGACAGCAUGAAGCACUCCGCGAUGACCUAUGGCUUUAAACUGGUUACCAGUUGGGCUAUCGUCUGCAAUGUGUGGUACCUGCCACCAAUGGUCAAAGAGGAAGAAGAAGAUGCUGUUCACUUUGCUGACAGAGUCAAGGCUGUCAUCGCUGCUCAGGGAGGAAUGUCUGUACUUCCUUGGGAUGGAGGACUGAAAAGGAAAAAGGUCAAAGAGUCUUUCAAGGAGGAGCAACAGAAAAAAUAUUGCCAGAUAGUAGUAGAAAACGGAACAGUGGGAAAUGGAAAUGUUCACUGAAUGGUGUUUAUUUUACCUCAUGUUUUUUUCCAUGACUUAUCUCAUCCAGAAACAGAGCUAUAUUUUAUAUAUUAAACCCCUCAUUUUUACCAGCUGUCCCUGUAAGAUACGUUGCAUAUGACAUGGCAGAGAAGCCAUAAACAGUAUGUUCUGUUUUAAAUAAGAAUGUAUGUUUAUAAAUAGGAAGAUUCUAAUGUAUUUUUUUAUUUCUCUCCAGUGAUUAGUGAGAACUUUCUGCAAUAAAAUUAGUAAGUUUCAUUAGAACACCAAUUUUCUAAUCUUUGAGUUACCUUCAAAACUUAGACGUUAACUUCUUAACUCUUAAUAAAACACCUCCGUACUCCCAGCCUAUAGCAACGAUUUGUUUUAGCAGUUUUCCUGUGAGCCAGAGGCACUGUGUUACCUUAGAGAGAAAACCUGCUGAUGUCAGAAGCCAUUGAGCAGUUCAUCUAAAUAUAUUUUUGGAACUGGAAAUUGGAGCUGGAGUGUUGGCUGUUGCAGGGAAAGAAGCAAUUGCAGAUUUUCCUCUUCAUAUUACAAGACCAGGGGUUGCAAGGUAGGAAGUGUUCAAGGGUCCUGCUGAAAAGCAGCAGAACAACUGACAUGAGAGCAUGUCCCAGAUGCCUAGCUGCGUCACUGGGAUAAAUUAGUCUGAAGAAGGGACAAUAGGAUAGAAAAAUGCACCAUGUUGUUGCAUUAUGUUUUAACUUCUGGUUUUGCUGUAUCCUUUUUAUGUCUGUUUUUAUGUGUUGCAUGAAUUAAAGAGAACUAUGUCACGGC